Messenger RNA from Mycena indigotica, 4233 nucleotides. Its product is annotated as C2H2-type domain-containing protein. Lineage: Eukaryota; Fungi; Basidiomycota; Agaricomycetes; Agaricales; Mycenaceae. Gene Ontology annotation, molecular function: beta-glucosidase activity. The record is from RefSeq and is a predicted model, not a curated record. The coding region runs from base 1 to 4233 and encodes 1410 amino acids. The transcript is spliced from 11 exons. Gene Ontology annotation, biological process: glucan catabolic process.
AUGCCUCGAGCUUCGAAGCCAAAAUCGCCUCGGCGGGGCAAUCGCAAGACUAUCCCGGACUUGCCAUGCCAGUUUCCUGGCUGCGGGCGGACAUUCAAGACUGCGUCAGGCCUCACUCGCCAUGUUCGGGCUUAUCACGAUAAUCCGACCGAAAUCGCGGGCCCUUCGACAAUGCCCUUCGACAACCCUUCCCCUAGCGAAGGAUCGAACUCCGAGUCAGGAGCAUCUCCCUUGCGCGACAGCCCAAUGCCCGCUUGGGAACCACGUUCUUCAACCCCACCUGCAAGCGCUAGCGCUGGAGAGGGCAAUGGGCCUGAGAACCACUGGCGGCGGAUCCAUCACCCAUUUCUUACUGGCCGUCCAUGCGAUGAGAAUGGUGCAUAUCUUCCCGCAGGGGAACCACCACAGCCGCGACACGAUCUCGCGCCGGACGAAUGGGACCCGUACGAAGACCUGGUCCAGUUCCGCCUUGCAGACUUCGCUUUCCGCAAGGCUCAGAUCUCCGGCUCCAACAUCGAUGAGCUGCUGGAGAUUUGGGCGUUGGAUAAGCUCAAGUCCGACGAACUUGCUCCAUUCGCAAAUGCCGACCAUCUCUAUGAAACCAUUGACGCAACAACGUUGGGCGACGCUCCUUGGAAGUGUCUCGUCACCGACCCUGUCUCCACUGCCGCCAAUGCUCCCGAGUGGGCCCGACGCUCUUAUGAGAUUUGGUACCGCGACCCCGAGGUCGUUGUCAAGAAUCUCCUCGAUAACCCGGACUUCGAUGGGCUCUUCGACUAUGCUCCCUACAUCGAGAUCAACCCAGAGAAUAAACGGCGCUGGUCAGAUUUCAUGUCUGCAAACUUCGCAUGGUCGCAUUCUGACGACAUUUACAAGGCGGAUAACUCUACCGCAGGAGCAAUGAUCUGCCCGCUGUUUUUUGGCGCAGACAAAACCACUGUCUCGGUCUCCACCGGCAAUAUCGAAUACCAUCCAGGGUAUAUGGCGCUUGGCAACGAGCAUAGUACUCUCCGUCGAGGGCAUCGAAAUGGUGUUGUCCCAUUCAUCUUUCUCGCAAUCCCCAAGAGCGAUCGAAAGUAUGACAACGAUCCUGCAUUUCGAACUUUCAAGCGCCAGCUAUACCAUGCAUCUUGGGCGGCCGUUCUCUCAUCGCUGAAGCCCGGAAUGACCCAGCCUGUUGUUCGCCGCUGCCCGGAUGGCCACUUCCGCCGGGUCAUUUAUGACUUCGGACCAUUCAUUGCUGACUACCCCGAGCAAGUUCUGCUUGCUGGUGUCGUUCAAGGGUGGUGUACAAAAUGUACUGCCCCUGCGCAUGAUCUUGAUGGGUCAAUAUCAACAGCGCGAACGUACGACAACACGGAGGAGCUCAUCGCGGCCUUUGACGGUGAUGUAAAGACACUUUGGGAAAACUAUGGUAUCAACGCCGACGUAAUUCCGUUUACGACUGAGUUUCCGCGAGCCGAUAUCCAUGAAAUGCUUUCGCCCGACCUUCUGCACCAAUUAAUCAAAGGCACAUUCAAGGACCAUCUGGUCGAGUGGGUGGGGGAGUACUUGUCGCUGAGUCACGAGAAGGCUGAAGCGGAGAAAAUACUUGAUGAAAUAGACCGAAGAAUUGCUGCUGUUCCGGCAUUUGGUGGCCUCCGACGCUUCAAGCAAGGUCGGCGAUUCAAGCAAUGGACGGGGGACGACUCAAAAGCACUAAUGAAGGUGUAUCUUCCCGCACUCAAGGGUCUGGUCCCACCUGAGAUCGUCCAGACACUGAGUAGUUUUCUGGAUUUCUGUUAUUUGGUCCGUCGACAAGACUUCGAUGAAGAUACGCUCGAUUCAAUCGAUGCUGCGGUUGCAACCUUCCACAAGCGUCGCGAGUUCUUUCGCACAGCAGGUGUUCGCCCUGAUGGAUUUUCAUUACCCCGUCAGCACUCUAUCCUGCACUACUGCUGGGAUAUCAAGCGAUUUGGUGCGCCGUAUGGCGUCUGUUCUUCCAUUACUGAAUCACGUCAUAUCACUGCUGUCAAAAAACCAUGGCGUCGCUCAAGUCGGUUUGAAGCCUUGGGGCAAAUGCUGCUCACGAACCAACGCCUUGACAAGUUAGCUGCAGCACGUGUCGACUUUGAAGAGCGUGGCAUGCUGCGUCCCCAAUUUCCUGCUCUCCCAGACAAGGUCAAUGCAGAGGACGAUGCAGAUGAAGAGGCGAUUGAUGGGCCACGGGUUGAGGGUACGGUCGUCCUUGCCCGUACACGAGAGCGUUCUUACCCCUCUGAUCCCGACGAUCUUGGUGUUCAUAUCAAUGUCCCGCAGCUUCCUGACCUUCUCCGCACAUACCUUGACAUCGAUGCCAACACCAGCCUUGAUGACAUUGAACACCUCUCUGUCUUCCAUUCCGCAAUCGCCAGUUUCUACUCCCCCAGUGAUCCUUCUGGUAUCCGUGGAAUGAAACGUGAGCGUAUACGCUGUACACCCUCAUGGCGAAAGCAUGGUCCACGUCGUGACUGUGCCUUCAUUGUGGAAGAUGACACUCCUGGCUUUUCUGGCAUGAGCAUUGUUCGUAUCCGACUGCUCUUCUCAUUCACCUACAAUGGUGUCUAUCAUCCUUGUGCAUUGGUGCGGUGGUUUAAAAAGGUGGGCACCCGUCCUGACCCAGAGACGGGAAUGUGGAUUGUUGAGCCAGACAUCCGGUACGGGUCUCACUUCAUUACGAUCGAGCACUUGGACACUAUUCUUCGCGCGGCCCAUCUUAUUCCUGUGUUUGGGGAACGUAAUAUUCCUCAUGACCUCCGUUAUACUCACUCUCUUGAUGCCUUUCUUUCAUUUCAUGCCGACCACUACAAGCUCAUCCGCCAAAUCGGCGCUGCGAGCACGGUCCUCCUGAAGAACACCAAGAACGCGCUGCCUCUUAGCGUGCGCAAGCUCAAGCGCGUUGGAAUCUUCGGCUCCGACGCCGCUCCUCACCCGGCGGGGCCGAAUGCUUGCAGCGACGGGCAGAACGACAAGGGCUGCAACGAAGGCACUCUGGCGAUGGGCUGGGGCUCCGGUACCGCCAAUUUCCCCUACCUCGUCGACCCCUUCGCCGCCAUUUCGGCGCACAUCCGCUCGAUCAACCCCACCGUCGUCGUCGAGGGCGUGCUGUCCGACUACGCCUACAAUGCGAUGGCCCCUGUUGCGCGCAACUCGGACGCGUGCCUUGUCUUUGUCAACGCGGACUCGGGCGAGGGCUACAUCAAUGUGGGCGGCAACCAAGGUGACCGGAACAACAUCACCCUCUGGCAUGGCGGGGAGGCACUUAUCGCCAAUGUCGCUGGCCAUGACAGCCCGCAGGCGACCAACCCGAGCGCCAAGCUUGUGUACACUAUUGCGAAGAAGCGGGAGGACUACGCUGCGGAGGUGUUGUACACCAACAAUGUCCCGAACAACGGCAACCCGCAGCUCACGUACGACGAGGGGGUCAACAUCGACUACCGCUGGUUCGACGUCAAGGGCAUCAAGCCGCGCUUCGAGUUUGGGUUCGGCCUGAGCUACACCACGUUUGGCUACAGCGGCCUGCGUGUUUCGGGCCAUAAGCGCCGCGCUGAGGCGGUUUCCCGUCCGUCGUCGUCUUCUGCCCCGGUUAUCUCGAGCAAGCCGUCUGCGUCAGCCAAUUCGACCCGCCCGGUGUCCUCCGCACCGGCCGUCUCUUCCCGCCCCGCCAACGCGUCCUCCAUCGCCGUUUCCGUCUCUGCCUCCGCCUCGGCGUCCUCCUCCGUCCGCCCCUCCUCAACCGCAUCCGCGCCCUCUGCCGGCUCGUCCCCCGUCGGCGAUAUCGGCGGCCCAGCCGCGCUCUAUGCGCCGUUUGGCUCGGUCUCCUUCACCCUCAAAAACACCGGCCGCGUCGCCGGCACCGAAGUCGCACAACUGUACCUCACAUUCCCCGCUGCCUACAACGAGCCGCCCAGACUGCUCCGCGGGUUUUCGCGGGUGUUCCUCGGUGCGGGCCAGAGCAAGGGCGUGAGCAUCCCGCUGCGGGUCAAGGACCUCAGCGUCUGGGACGUCGUCGCGCAGAAGUGGGUGCUCGUGAAGGGUGAGGUCGGCGUCGCGGUCGGCGCGAGCUCGCGGGAUAUCAGGCCAAGGGGGGUUCAAGUCUCGAAUCAUGGAUAUAGGGUCGGAAAGUUUUUUUCCGACCCCUGGGGGACCCCCCCCUCCCCCCCUCCUGCCAUAUCGGGUAAUAUGUUCCCACGAUUUGCAUCAUGUGACCACUGA